This is a messenger RNA of Siniperca chuatsi (mandarin fish), 1190 nucleotides long. RefSeq lists its product as uncharacterized. The coding region runs from base 488 to 1099 and encodes 203 amino acids. The record is from RefSeq and is a predicted model, not a curated record. The transcript has 2 exons. NCBI's taxonomy places the organism in Eukaryota, Metazoa, Chordata, Actinopteri, Centrarchiformes, Sinipercidae.
UCCUGUUUUAUUUUAUUUAUUUUUGGUUUAGUUCUCCCUCAUAUGUCUUGUAGCUUUACAUCCUGUCUUUGUUUGUUUUCCCCUUCAGCAUUGAUUGUCUGCCCGCCCUGAUUAGUUUCAUCUGUGUCUAGUUAUAUUUCACCUGUGUCUAGUUGUCUUUCCCUCACUGUGUAUUUAGUCAGUGUUUCCCCUGUUUUGUUGUCAGUUCCUCUUGGUUUCUGUGCCUUGCGUUCCAGGCCUUUUCUCAGUGUUUCUUAUGUUUCUGACUUACUACCUCUGUUUUUGGACUAUCUGCCUGAUUUGUGGGACUUUGGAUUUCUGGCUGCUGUUUUGGAUUUGUUUGCCUUUUGGACUGCUUCCCUGGUUCUGACUUCUGCCUGCCUUAUUUUCCAUUAGGUUUCUCAGAGGGGGAUGCUGAAGCCGGAGUAGAGGAGGAUGGAGAGAGAGGCAUAACCUGGUCCUCGGUGCGGGAAAUCUUCUGACUGAGAUGGACCACCCCACCCCGGCUUUAAUUGAUUGGUGCCGACUUUACACUGGAGCUCUCACAGUCCAGGGCAUCCCCCAAGGCUCCGCUCUCUCUGCUGUUUUCUCAGUUCUUGGACCUAGAGGGUAUGGAUUAACCAACAUCCCUCCGAUGGACAAGAUGCUGGCCAUCUACCUGGCGCCUAAGCCCAACUCGGCCAGUGGCAAAUCCACACUCCCCAGUAGGCAGUGUAGAUUUUCCGCUGCUCAGCUGGAGAAAAUAUACCGUACCCAGGGGCUGACUGCUCGUGCGCUGAAUACGGCCUCCAUGCUGCAGGCUUACCAGGUUGAGAAGUUAUGGGACCUGCACGAGGCUCUGGUGAAGGAUAAUGCAGCCGGGUUGCUGGACGAGGUGCACAGAAUGGCUGAUUUCAUUCUCUCCAGUACAGCAGCUGAUCUCGAUGUUAAAGGAACGGUUAAGCAUAGAGUUGCACCCAAGCACGUUAACUCAAGCCGCAGCCAACAGCUACUGGGAUUUAUGGCAUCUAUGAUUCCAGCAGUGUCUCUGAGCUUGCUGAUUAUGACGACGUUUCAGCGCUGGGUGCAUGCCAAACAGAUGUUCCCAUGGCACAUGUGACAUGGCACAUCAGCAUGCUGGAACUAUACACUGUGGGGCGAAUUCAACAAAGAAUGAAUAGCACCAUGAAUUGCACAUCAUUUGCAACCAC